Messenger RNA from Anopheles funestus (African malaria mosquito), 2187 nucleotides. RefSeq lists its product as uncharacterized. NCBI's taxonomy places the organism in Eukaryota, Metazoa, Arthropoda, Insecta, Diptera, Culicidae. The transcript has a single exon. Bases 439 to 2187 code for a protein of 582 amino acids. The record is from RefSeq and is a predicted model, not a curated record.
GAACAGCCAGAACAUCUAAAAACAGCUUUUGUUCUUCUUGAUUUUAUAUCAUAAAAAAAUAAGAAUGAAGACUAGUGCAAAGAAACCUCAUCGUUCCAUCUGAACAAGAAAUUGCUGAAUAAGAUCACCAAAAAACAUCCGAUGGUACUGGUAAAAACAAAUUAAAAAAAAAAAACAAUUUAUGAAGCACGACGUCAUAUCCUCUCGACGUUUACACCACGUCAUAAUCACGAAUAAAACAUGGAAAAGAACAUGGUUUUACCUUCAAGACUUGUGAUAAAUUUUGUAUUUUUUCGUUACGUAAUAAAUGAAUGAUCCCUUAAGAGUAAUUUUAAUUCCUUUAAUUUUAUAUCGAUUGCUAACAAACAAACGAUUAAAAUUGUAUAUGUACUACGACGUACUAAGCCCUCAAAACACGACAUUUGCAGCCAGUACAACAUGAACCUUCGGAUCAGAACGUAUUUUGUAUUCAUAGCUAUCUUCUCCGUACAAGCUGUCACCGCCGAACGAUCAAUCGACGUUGCUCAGUAUGUGACGAAUGUGACUCAUUUUAUCGAGGAUCAGUACGCCGGAUCAUUCGUCUGCUGGUUGCUUCAAUACAGCGUAGAAUUCCUGCCCGGAUCACUACACAACACACUGGCCCAAUCGCUGUUUGCUCGCGAAAAUGUGCUUCUGAUACAGGCGGAUCUCUACACACCUUAUAACUCUUCGUAUCUCACGCCCAACAUGGUUAUCAUCUUUGUCAAAACAUUGAACGAAGAUGUAAACAUAACUCAUUUAAACCACUGGCUCGAUGCAACACCAAGUCAAGCAGUCGUAUUCAUCCUGUUCAGCCUCACCAAUCCAUCGCUGGUGCCUUCAGUUGCUGAAAACUUUCUGUUACAUGGAAUAAUUAAUUUGAUAAUGAUUUCUACAAACCAAGAUGCUAUCUUCACUUUCCAGUAUGCUCCAAUAAGGACCUUAACGCAUACUGGCUUUCCGCAUCCACAAACAUUGCUGUACAAUCGACUGAAGAAAUUAAAAGUGCGAUCAACGAUAAUAAGCAUCGUAAGAGAUAUAUAUACCAAUCCUGUUGAAGGAGAUACCGAAGGAGAAGACGCUAAGCUGUUCAAACUGUUCUUCAAAAGAUUCAACAUAACUCCAUCAUUUCUCGAAAUAAUUUGUUCGUUUAACAAUAAUUCGCUUUUGCGAUGUCUUCAACAAUCGAAUGGUCUCUUUUUUGCCAAUCGCCUUUCUUUCACUAAAUAUUCUCCUCAAUUGGUUGAUACAAUGGAAGUAGAUAAGAUAGUUAUUUUCGCUCCUAAGGGAGAAACUAUGACAUUCGCCAGAAUCAUACUAGAGCCAUUUCAGUCCAUCGUGUGGAUAUUGCUACUAAUUUUGUGUUCUAUCGUUUAUUUGAUAUGCCACCUUUCUCCAAACCUUAUCCAAAAUGAUUUACUUCUUCUUGCCCUAAUGGGUAUAGAGAAGAAGAAUCUAAGAUUUACUAGUCGUUUUGAAAAGUUGUUUGCCGCUUCAUUGAUUAUACUGUUCUUUCAACUCAAGUGUGCCUACGAAACUAAAUUUAUAUCGUACAUGAUCGAUAGACCUACCGAACCCGACCCCAGGACGAUCGCAGAUCUUCACCGUAGAAACUGUCAGGUAAUCGUCAACUCCCACACAUUCAAACCACAUCGAUUCCAUGAACCGUUGGGUGAAUUAAUGCUGGUUUCUAAUGACCGUUCAGUGGAAGUAAAAGACAAAGCUCUCUUGGUCUAUCACAUACGUCUACAGAUGAUUUUGAAGGAUGCCGUGAAUAUAGAUCCAGCCAAUGGAAAACACCGAUUCGUUGUACUCCAGGAAACAUUAGGCGAAGAAUUAUCAUUUUACUUUUUUCGCCAAAAUAGCCUGUUUCAGCAAGAAUUUAUGCAGUUUCGGCGAUUUGUUUUCGAGGCAGGAUUUCAACAACACUGGAGAAAAAUAAUUAAGACAUUCUAUGAUAGAAAAAGGUGGAACAUUAUUAGAAAUAUGUUCAGUAUCGAGGAUGCGAUUAUUCAACUCAGUACUCUUAAACCACUAUACAUCUGCAUUAUUCUGCAAUGGCUUCUUGCAAUAGUUGUUUUUAUAUGUGAAUUAAUAGUCUUUUAUGCACCAUUUUGGAAGAAACAAAUUAUUGAAGCAAAGUUAAUAGGGAGAAAGCACAAAGUAUAA